GCUGCAGCGGCGGAGAGAGGCAGCUCGGAGGAACCGGGACUCUCACCAUCAGCAGGGGACGCGAGGAGCAGCCAAACAAAGCCGUUUCUGUCCCGAGCAACACCUGCAUACUGCUGUCUUCAACACUGGUGUGGAAUCAGCGAGGGGCCGUGUGCGAGGUACGGGGGAACACGCUGGUGGACAGUUCGCUGCCUAGUUGCUCGUGGUAACUCUCCGCCAUGCCUUUCCCCUUUGGCAAGUCCCACAAGUCACCAGCGGACAUCGUCAAGAACCUUAAAGACAGCAUGACGGUCCUAGAGAAACAUGACAUUUCUGAUAAAAAGGCGGAGAAGGCUACAGAGGAGGUGUCGAAGAGCUUGGUGGCCAUGAAGGAGAUCCUCUAUGGCACAAAUGAAAAAGAGCCCCAGACAGAAGCAGUGGCCCAGCUAGCACAGGAGCUCUACAACAGUGGCUUACUCAUCAUCCUGAUAGCAGACCUGCAGCUCAUCGACUUCGAGGGGAAAAAAGAUGUAGCACAAAUCUUCAACAACAUCUUGAGGCGUCAAAUUGGUACUCGAACACCGACUGUAGAGUACCUUUGUACCCAGCAGAAUAUUCUCUUCAUGUUGCUUAAAGGGUACGAGUCUCCAGACAUUGCUCUAAACUGUGGCAUCAUGCUGAGGGAGUGCAUCAGACACGAACCGCUGGCCAAAGUCACGCUGUGGUCAGAGCAGUUCUAUGACUUCUUCAGAUAUGUUGAGAUGUCCACAUUCGACAUCGCCUCAGAUGCAUUUGCCACUUUCAAAGACCUUCUCACAAGACACAAGCUACUGAGUGCAGAGUUUCUGGAGCAACAUUAUGACAAAUUCUUUAGUGAAUAUGAGAAGUUGCUCCACUCGGAAAACUACGUGACUAAACGACAGUCCCUCAAGUUAUUGGGAGAGUUGCUUCUCGACCGACACAAUUUCACCAUAAUGACGAAAUACAUCAGCAAGCCGGAGAAUCUCAAGCUCAUGAUGAACCUUCUACGGGACAAAAGCCGCAACAUCCAGUUUGAGGCGUUCCAUGUUUUUAAGGUGUUUGUGGCCAACCCCAACAAGACGCAGCCCAUUCUGGACAUCCUGCUGAAGAACCAGACCAAACUCAUCGAAUUCCUCAGCAAGUUCCAGAACGACAGAACAGAGGAUGAACAAUUCAAUGAUGAAAAGACUUACCUGGUGAAACAGAUCCGGGACCUGAAGAGGCCCCAGCCCCAGGAGGCCUGAGGGGGCGCGGAGGUGCAGGAAGAAGCCACCAGAACCAGGUCUGGACAACAGCCAGACAACGCCUGCUUAACAGACCCAUCAGCAGCCGUUGUUCUGGUUUUCAAACAAAAGCUGAGGAACAAAUAAACAUACACAUUAACUCAUCUGGAAGUCGCCAGCUCCUCCGCCCCUUAAGAAUGGUUCUUUUUUUUUUUGUUUUCCAGUCUUUUUCCUUCAAAAUGAGAAAAUGGUAGUUGCUGCUGCUUUCUUGCACAUUGAGAUGCUAAAGGUAUAUGAUAAUGACACCACAGUCCAGCAAACAUUGAUACAGAAAAUGUUCAUGCAUUUUAUAGUAAGGCAGAUUUCCUCAGAGACACUCAAGCAUCAAAGGUUGACACGUUUACAUACAUGCAUAUCACAUAAAGAAUCAUGCAUACACACAUGCUGAAAGGACGUCACCUCAAGCAUUGUGAUGGAAAUGGUACGAGCAAGUUGAACCUCAGUGUGGUUGUUGCAUGCCUUGAAAUGUGACAGAUCUAUGGCUGUAACCAGAGUUGGGUUUCUGGUGGCCCGCCCAGCCUGGCACCCGCAUUCACUGACACAGACUUGAAAAUUCGUGCGCAACUCAGCAACGGCUAUGGUUCAGAUCUAUGCCUUCAUCCAAUAAAGCAACCAUGGGUAAUUUUACUGGGGCUGAGCUCUCCGAUGGCAUCUCUUGGAAGCAUUUACCUCUUAUGUGCUCUGUUAUAACAAGGCACCUGAAGCACAUUUGGAGAGAAGGGAGAGAUGUAAGGCAUGGAUAUGUUAGAACCCAAGAACUGGGUCUUUUUUUAUCAUUAUUAUUAUUAUUAUUAUUAUUAUUCUCUUCUUCUUGGGACAGGGUGAUCAUGUACAUACAUGUACAUAUGCCUUUUUUUUCUUUUUAUUUUGCUUUGUCAAUUUUUGUUUAACCUUGACAUGAAUAUAUUAUAUAUAGAUAUAUUACCUUAAACAACAUGUUUUCGGUUAAUGGUAUUCAAAUCACUUUGCUAAAGCAUCAAAAUGACAAUUGUUUUUGCAUUUAAUUUACUGCUGAAAUGGUUGCUGGUGGAUUUCUUUUUUUCUUUUUAACUUAUAGGGCCAGCUCACAUUUAGCUAACCUAUAGGAUAUUAACAAUUUGUACAGCAGAGGAAUGUCAUUGUAAUAGCUCUGGAUCUGUUAAUCUUUUAUUUUAUUAUUUUGUUGGUUUUUUUCUGUUUUUUACUGUGGGCCUUUUAUUUUGAGCACCUCUGCUGAUGAUGUGCAGGGGUGUGAGCAGUGCAGACGGGGAUGAAAGGGAAUAGCAGAGCAUUAAGUGAAACAUUAAAGCCUGUUUGUGCACUUUGCAAGUUGCUGGGUGAGUGAUAUCCCCUAACCAGAGCUGUUCAGGAGUUCCCUAUUCUGCAGUAGCUUCUUGCCUCCCAUUCUUCUCACUUUGGGGAGGGACCUUGGAGUGCCAUGUGGCCCCACUGUUAACUGUGCUUCAGGUGGGAACCCACUGUGAUGUUGAGAACUUAGCAAACUAAUCCGUUUUCUAUGGUUCUCUUCUCCGUGUGCGAGAGCCUUUUGUCCUCUUAAGGUCUUAUAAUUCCAGUACAAAGGUGAGUAUGACGUAUCGGGGGUAACGAGGUUUGGGCUUUAGGAUAUUCUUUGGGGCACAGAGCAAAACUGAUGGAAACAGUUUUGAGGGACAUUCUUCAGUGUCGAAUGACAGAAUGUAGAUGUUCAGUUAAGAAAAUCUGAAGCCACCACAGAUGUUUAAGAGCCCACCAUCCCUCCAUGCACAUUGAACAAGCAUGUUGCUUCACUGGCUGUGCAUGAUGCUGUACUACAAUGUACUGGAAUUGUUCCCCCUCCAAGGAUUCAACAACAUUCAGAUGGGAAAAUUAAACUCCUGGCAAUGUGGCUGUAUACUGAUUUUGACCCCGGUUUCAGCAUUAGGUGUGGGGGUGCUUUCAGAUGUGUCAAAGACCUGAGCCCAACAAUCAAAAUAAAGAGAAAAACUUUUGGAGUAAAAUAUAAACCUGUUGUUAUUUUUUUCUUGAGUUUGAAAAUAUAGACUGAAAUCAACUACUGAGUUUCCAAAUAAAGGGAAUUUACUUCUGUCCUAGUUUGACUUUUUCUGGGCAGGACACGAGCCUCAGAAAGUCUGGGGGUCAUUCCAGGAAAGAGGUUUUAUUAUUUACCUGCUUUGUGGACUUACUUUGUCAUAAUGUUGCUCCAGAAACUCUGCACUCAGUCGCUUGUGUUACCUGCUGUGUAACCCCUGCCGGCAAAACAGUAUUA
Molecule: messenger RNA, 3528 nt
Organism: Cololabis saira (Pacific saury)
Lineage: Eukaryota; Metazoa; Chordata; Actinopteri; Beloniformes; Belonidae
Gene: cab39
Product: calcium binding protein 39
Exons: 9
Coding region: 219-1244 (341 amino acids)
Biological process (GO): intracellular signal transduction
Molecular function (GO): protein serine/threonine kinase activator activity
Source: RefSeq, a predicted model, not a curated record